Messenger RNA from Boeremia exigua, 1272 nucleotides. RefSeq lists its product as uncharacterized. NCBI's taxonomy places the organism in Eukaryota, Fungi, Ascomycota, Dothideomycetes, Pleosporales, Didymellaceae. The transcript is spliced from 2 exons. The coding region runs from base 1 to 1272 and encodes 423 amino acids. Gene Ontology annotation, molecular function: ATP binding; Hsp70 protein binding. Gene Ontology annotation, biological process: protein refolding; response to heat. The record is from RefSeq and is a predicted model, not a curated record. Gene Ontology annotation, cellular component: cytoplasm; cytosol; nucleus.
AUGGUGAAAGACACCAAGUUUUACGAAAUUCUCGGGGUGGCACCAGAUGCCACAGAAGCACAGCUCAAGUCGGCAUACAAGAAGGGCGCACUGAAAUGGCACCCGGAUAAGAACGCACACAACCCCGACGCCGCCGAUAAGUUCAAGGAUCUCUCGCAUGCAUACGAAGUUCUCCAGGACCCCCAAAAACGACAACUUUACGACCAGUAUGGCGAGGAGGGCCUCGAGCAGGGAGGUAUGGGCGGCGGCGGCAUGGCUGCUGAGGAUCUCUUCGCACAGUUCUUCGGCGGCGGUGGCGGCGGUCCAUUCGGAGGCAUGUUCGGCGGCGGUAUGCGCGAGCAGGGUCCUAAGAAGGCGCGCACCAUCUCUCACACCCACAAGGUGUCACUCGAAGACAUCUACCGCGGCAAGAUCUCCAAGCUCGCCCUUCAGAAGUCUGUCAUUUGCCCCAAGUGCCACGGUGUCGGCGGCAAGGAGGGUGCUGUCAAGAAGUGUGCUGGCUGCGAUGGCCGCGGUAUGAAGCACAUGAUGAGACAAAUGGGCCCUAUGAUCCAGCGUUUCCAGACAGUCUGCCCUGACUGCCAGGGAGAGGGCGAAAUCAUCCGCGACAAGGACAGGUGCAAGCAGUGCAACGGCAAGAAGACUAUCAUCGAGCGCAAGGUUCUCCACGUUCACGUCGACCGUGGUGUCCAGAGCGGCCACAAGAUCGAGUUCCGCGGCGAAGGUGACCAGCUUCCUGGCGUCGAACCUGGUGACGUUAUCUUCGAGAUUGAACAGAAGCCUCACCCGCGUUUCCAGCGUAAGGGUGAUGAUCUCUUCUUCCAUUGCGAGAUUGACCUUCUGACCGCUCUUGCCGGUGGUCAAAUCCACAUCGAGCAUCUCGACGAGCGCUGGUUGACAGUGGACAUCAUCCCAGGCGAGUGCAUCAGUCCUGGCGAGGUCAAGGUCAUCCGUGGCCAGGGUAUGCCUUCGUACAGGCACCACGACCACGGCAACCUGUACAUCCAGUUUGACGUCAAGUUCCCUGACCGUCUCGGCGGCGAGGACGGCACACCCAUGACACCUGAGCACAUCCGCGCCCUCGAGUCUGUCCUCCCGUCACGAAAGGCUCCCGAUGCCGUCCCUCCACCAAACGCCAUGACCGAGGAUUUCACCCUCGAGGCUGUUGACCCCACACGCGAGCAGGCACGCGCACGAGGCAUGGCCAGCCCAGACGAUGACGAUGAUGAUAUGCACGCCGGUGCCGAGCGCGUGCAGUGUGCAUCGCAGUAA